This is a messenger RNA of Seminavis robusta, 3484 nucleotides long. NCBI's taxonomy places the organism in Eukaryota, Bacillariophyta, Bacillariophyceae, Naviculales, Naviculaceae. The record is from the annotation of a GenBank genome assembly.
CAUAAAACCAACUUUGGUCAGGACUCAUCUCCCGCCGAAACUCUUAUUGGCCACGAUCAGGGCCGACGACAAAAUGAUGGGCCAAAUUGGAACUCUCUAUGUCGAACGAUCCCAUGGCGUGAUGGAGGAGGCAUUCAUGAGGGCGUCUCUCCGCUCCUCUGCGGUUUGUCACUGUCAUACAGUACAUACCCCACACCUCGAUACCCCCAAUUCAAUCGUUUGCUUUCUCGUCUAGAGUCAAGCACGAAGACGGCAUAGAACCGACAUCGUCCAGCUUAGAGCAAUGAUGAGAUCCAUCGCAACCGCGUGUUUGGUGGUAUUGACGGAUUCGUUGCUCUCGUUGGCCAGUGCGCAGCGACAGCCCAAUGACAUUCCUUCCACUGUCAAUGGAUGUGCCGAUGCCUUGAUAUCGGCCGACGAGGAUGGAAAUGGUGUCAUUACACGGGACGAACACCUGGACUUUGCCAACGAAAUCGCAGAGUUGCUGUGUCAGCCGGUACCGCUUUCUCCUGAAUUGAGCUUUGACCUGCAAACCAUUUUUAUUACAUCUUCCUGUCUGUGCCAGGAUCUGGAUGGAUACGAGGUCGGAUGUUGCUUUGGCGAAGAUGCCGGGAUAAUCGCCAACGGCGCGGCUGCUGAUGACGAAACUCGAACAGAUGAACAAAGAGACUAUCUAAGAUCAGUCUGCUUGCUGACUCAAGCUGUGCUAGGUCCAAGCGAGUGCGGGGAAUCCAUGAUGUCGUUCGAUGACACAAGCAAAGACGAAAUGGUCGAAACCCAAGACACCCCGAGCCCUGGAUCCUAUGACGAGGAGACAGAUGAUAUCCCCGGCACGUUGCCGGGCUGCACCGCAGCACUACUUGCCAAUGAUGAAGAUGGUGACUGGAGCAUCCGACGAGACGAAUACUUGGGAGUUGUCAAUGACGUUGCUGACUUGUUGUGUGUGCCACCCCGUGAGGAUCUUGAUUUGCAACUACAAACAACCUUUAUCAGCUUAGCUUGUUUGUGCUUAGAGAGGGAAGGAGCUGCCUCGGAUUGCUGUUUCGCUGACAAUGCCGCCAUUGACGUUUCUGUGGUAUCUGGAUUUCGAAGCGAAGACGACGAACUCUAUCUCCGAGCCGUUUGUGUACUGACACAGGCAAUCUUUGGACACGGGCAAUGCAACGACGAGUCGGCAUCACCCUCUGACGCAGAGACCACUCCUAUCCCUGUUUCCGAAGACCCGUCGGAAGCUGCGGUGGCACCAGCAGCCAACAACGACAUUUCCGGAACUGUUCGAGGCUGUGCGGAUGCUUUGCUGGCUCAUGACCAAGACAACAGCUGGACUAUUAUCGAGCGCGAUGAGUAUCUUGGUUUUACAAACAGGGUUGCAGAGCUUUUGUGUGUACCACCCCGAGAGUCAAUGGAUCUAGAGCUCCAGACUGCUUUCAACAGCAUUGCUUGUCUUUGCGCUGAGCAAGAAAGCGCGGACCCGACAUGUUGUCUCGGUGAAAACGCAAAAAUCGACAUUGAAGGGGCGGCUGUGGAUGCCGACUCACGAACGCCAGAACAAGAGGCCUAUCUUCGCUCGGUAUGCUUAAUCACCCAGGCGAUAGUUGGACCCGAUCAGUGUAACGAGGAUGAAUCGGAUUACGUUGCUAUUGAAGAGGGGAAUGUGGCCGCUUCAGAGAAGACGCUUGGCCCCACCUCAGAAGACUCGAUGGAUUCUACUUCGUCACUUCGGGGCACAGUCGUGCCGACAGUGUUAGCUACUGUGACAGCCACAGUUGACAUAUCCAAGUGAGGCGACGCCCGUAAUCAAAUCCUCUGUAGUUGAGGCAGAGGUUCUUCUACAGAGCCAGCACUGGCAUCGAGGUAAGCAGUGUUGCCAAGCUAGCUGAAGGCGCGAUUCCGCGAGUUUUUGACUUGUAGGAUUCUGGGGGCUGCGCAUGGAGAGUCUGUUACUUUGUUACAGCCAUACCCAUAGUUGCUGGGGUCGGCUUGUAGGUGCUAUUCUGGUAUGAUCUUCCGUAACAUUGUAAGGCAAAUACACGUAGGUCAGCUGAGCAAACAACCGUAUCAAGAUCGCAUUCAUCAAGCGCAGCUUACAUUGAUCCGAUCUUGUUCUACGUUUAGUAUGGUGCGCACAUCAUGUUCGUUUUUCACGACUCGCAGUUUCGUGGUGUUGGGCAAAGGCAGCCACCGACAUAGUCCCGCCCCAAAGGCUUUCUUGGUACAAGCCCAAUGUGAUUGUAUUUGGUUCUUGCCAACAGCUAACAGUAGUACUGACUAAAAAAGAAAGAGCUUCCUUGUCCCUUGUCAAAGAACAUCUAAAUCACCCUGUCUUGGCAGACAAUACAGAGCCAAAAUACUGUGUCGGUCCACCAGUGCCAGGAUACUUCUUGCCCAUUACAGCCACUUGAAUCCCCAGAGAUGCACAAGAAAGGAGCCAUCAUUGCCGCCGGAUACACAACUUCUUGAUUGACUUUGUGCUGGUUAUUUGUCAGUCCGGAGCAACGCAAUCUUCACCUUGAAAGAGAAACCGAAAGUAGUUUUCGGAGUGCUUCCCUGUGCUUGUUACCUUUAGAAGCUAGCUAGUACAGUAGCUACCUUUUAAGCCAGACCUACCUCAUGCCCGAGGAGCUGGAGAAGGGAGUGUUCCCAGAGGUCAAAGGAAUCUGGCACAGUUGCAUCUUCCCGGCGGGACCUGCACAUACAAGGUGCCACGCACCCUGAGGGACCUACGCAAUGAUCCCGCAGUGCUGCAGAACAUGGUCCAGAACAACACUCAAUGGGAUGAUACCACUCCAGAUCUGAUUGAUUGGACAGCCCAUGGCAGGGCAGUCAACAGGCACGAGACCAGAAAAACAACACUGGUGAAGCUUUUGUUUGACAUUCUUCCAGUGGGCAAAAGGGUCCACAAGUAUGAUGCCAAGUACGAUCAUCGGUGCCCACACUGUGGUGGCGACAAUGAAACAGCAGCCCAUCUCUACCUGUGCACUCAUGAAGAUCCAACACUGUGGAGGACAACCAUGCAGCAGGCUGUCAGCAAACAACUGCGCAAAUGUGAUACUGAUCCAUCCCUGUUAGCCAUUGCUUUGCAAGGGCUCGAGUGCUUCUUCGCAGGCAAGCAUCUUUACCCAUCUGAGUUCCCAGAAAGGUAUGAUCAACUGGUCAUCGACCAGAACCACAUUGGGUGGAACAACUUCCUCAAGGGCCGACUCUCCAAAUUGUGGACCAAGCACCAGGGAGACUAUCUCCAUCAUGUUCAAAAGCAUACAUCCAAGAAAAACGGUACCAUAUGGACUACCAACUUGGCUCAUCUCUUACUCCAACAAUGGUUUCUACUGUGGGAUGACCGCAAUGCAGCCAGGCAUGGACGUGAUAAACAGCAGCAGUGGAUCAAGAAGCAGCAACAGCUUCAACGGGAAGUAGAGCUUCUGUAUGAGCAGGCAGACCAGGUGCCACUGUCUCUUGUCAACUCCAUUUUCAAAAGGCCACUAGA